CCCACCCGGUACGGAAAUAAAAAAAAGAAUUUUAGUUGGAUUGGAUUCUCUAAUUUCUUCAAGUUUGAAUUUAAUGAGCGAUUUGGAAUUUGCUGUGCAAUUUUUAUUCACAUUUUGUGUUAUGUUUCUUUUGGUUUAGUUUCUAGUUAUUGUGCCGACAUUGACACAGAGAUUUUGGUUGCCGCUACAUUUAUAACCUAACGUUUACACAUCGUAUUUAAGACAAUAACUCAAGCGAAAUGGAAUUUUCUGAAGCCAUUCCUAUAACUUUUAAAGAAAUAACGCCAAAUUAUAAUAUUCCUGAAAAAUGGAAAGAAGUGAUGUUAAACACAGGAGGCACACACAGUACUUUACAAGAUAUCAAAUUACCUCAAAAAGCUGGGGGAUAUUGGUAUAUGGAUUCAAAGAAAGUUAAUAUAAGAAAUAGAUUUUUGUACUGGCAAACCACAUCAGAUGCAAUAGAGAUAUCAGAGUCAUCUCUAGACACAAACCUGACAGGAUCACAUUUAAGAUGUAAAGUGGCUCCUGGCACACCACCUUUGAGUAACAUAAUGGCAUAUGAAAGACUGAGUACCAAGGAAGUUACCAUUUUAGCUGCCACUGUGUCUUCUGUACAUCGACUGAUCUUUCCUCACCCUGAAUCUUUUGAUAAAAAGUCAACUUUUGGAUCUAUGAGUACAUCAUCACCAUCAAUUUUCCAUGAUACAAGUUCCAUAAAUAAUCCUAACAAUUAUUGUAUCCUGAAUCAGUAUUCUAAUGCCACAUCUGGUGUAGCACACACCUGUGCAUCACUAUUACGAGACAAUGGUGAGGCGGUGUUUGCACUAGCAUUUGGCUAUGGUGGAGAAGGAGGGUUGCUGCUUGUUAAAUUGCCCAUAUCAGGAAAUGCAGUCAUUACAGUAUUGAAAAGAGAGUCCACUGUCCCACGAUUUCUAUCAGGAAUUACUGGAGCUUUGAGAGGCAAGAGCGCAGCAGAUGGAGUGGAGACGUACGGCGUGAUUCUCACUCACAGUUUAGCCGUGGCAAUCUGUGGGGAUGCUUGCUUACGCGCAUGGUCGCUGGACGACGGCGGGUCGCCUGUGGCAGUGUCGCCACCGCUCUCACAGACGUUAGUUCGACCCAAACCUCCGCCGCAUGGGCAUAUGCUACAAAAAACCAGUGGGCCAGAUGGCAGUAUAAUAUUGGUUGCGUAUUUAUCCUUUCCGAAUGAGUGCGAAUUUGUUGUCAUGAAAAUGCACGACGCAGGCGCCGGUGCAGUGAGAUUUUCGCAUAUUUGCAGACUGUUUGGACCACAGCUUGACCUGCUGGAUUAUGCUAUUGGGUAUGGAGAUGGCAACAAUGUUAUUUGGGCGUUAUGGAGUCAACCAGAUGGAGAAACUGUUAUCACCAGUAGCUGUGCAGGCGUGGAGGCGUCGUGGCGCGCCGUGGGUCGCAAUGAGGCGUUGCCGCCGCUGCCGACGUUGGGCUCGCCGCGACUGUACCGCGAACGGCUGCUCGCGCCAGGCCUCUUCCCACCGGCUGUGAUCAGCAAGGCCUUACUUAUAUACAGACGAACGUGGGGCAACAACGAGACGAGCAUCGAAGGCGACCUGGGCGAGGCGGCCGCCAGCGCCGUGCAGGCCCGGCUGCGGCAGCUGGCCGCGCGCGCCGCCGCGCCCGACCACGCCCAUCUCAUGCACAAAUGUUGGUCCGACUUGUACAGUUGGUGUGUACAGUAUAUGGAAGGUUUACAGAAACCACUGGGACUAAUGGUAUCCCAACAUCAUAACUCUAUGGAAGAGAGUGAAGGUGGUUGGUGGUGCGGAGUGGUGCGUCGCGCGGGCAUCUCACUUGUACGCGAACUCGAGCCGCUCGAGCGAAUGAUGUGUGAGCAGGACGACGAUAGCGGCAAAGUGCCUGCCGACAGCGAGUGCGCGCUAUCCACAGACGCGAUGCGCGUGGUGUGCGCGGGCGCACAGUGGGAGCGUGCGGCGACGCCGAGCGGCGCGGCCGAACUGGAGCGGAGACUGUUCGCGUGCUGCGCCGUGCAGCACCGCCUGCUGCCCCGGAUGCUGCACCUGCUGCUCUCCGCCGACGUGGACGACACCAACUCCACGAUUCUGACACCGCAACAAGUGGACGAACUGACAGCCAUUUUGGAACCCAUCAAAGAUCUCCAAAGCGCGGUGCUCGAGUUGAACGACGCUCUAAGACUAGACGUACCUGAAAUUGAUUCUAAAGAUGAUGAUGAAGAAUACAGCGAUUAUGACAACCUGUUCUCAAGUGAUUUAGGAGUUUCUAUCGUCACUGAAGCAAUUCGACAAAUGGCAGAAAUGAGGUCGCGCGUGGCCCGCGGCGCGCUGGCGGCGCUGGGCGCGGCGCGCGGCGCGGGCGGCGCGCCGGGCGCGGGCCACUGCGCCGUGCACUGGCAGGCCUACCGCGCGCUGCUGUGGCUGCGCGCCGCCGCGCUGCGCCCCGCGCCGCACGCCAUCUCAUCAAACUCUUUGGAAGCGUUCCGUCUCAAGUUAAGCGUGUUGGGAGCAGAACCUUGCACUUUACCGCAGUCCCGGGGCGGGGGCGCGGAGGGGGCGAUGGCGGCGUACGUGCGGGGGGCGGGGGGGCGCCGCGCUCGGGCACAUCUGGCGGCUGCGCGCGCGCCGCUACAUUGGCAUCAAGCGCUGCCGCUGUUUACGUACCAUCUAGCUCAUCAAUUAUGGGCAGUGAGCGGCGGAUUUGAAUUCGGAUGGUGGCUGGCGACGAUAAACCAACCUCAAUUGGUGCAAAGCUACGUCGCCAUGUUGGAGCCCUGGUGCGAGUGGAACGCCUGCUCUCGGCAGUUCAUCCUAGGACUGGCGCUCCUAGAUUUAGAAGACGUGGAGGGCGCGUAUACUGCCUUCUGCAAGGCGGCCAAGGGUGUUAGUACAGAGCCCUUCCUCAGGCAACUUGUAGCCGCGACCGACACGCAUCUCACGCAACAUCAGGCGCUAGUCUUGUAUUAUAUGAAGGUGAUAAAGCUGUUCGAGAUACACGACGCCGGCGCAUGUGUGGUGCGACUAGCCGAGACCGCCAUCAGUAUCGCCGAUAAGGAUGAUCCAAAUUUGCCGAUGUUCCAGUGGCUGGUGUUCAAGUGGCACCUGUCGGGCGGGCGCGUGCAGCGCGCGCUGGGCGCGGCGGCCGCCAACCCCGCGCCCGCCGCGCGCGCCGCCGCCGCCGCCACGCUGCUCACCACGCUCGCUCAACGCAAGCAGCUGAGUGCGUUAGUGUCGUGCGGCGUGCUAGCGGCCGAGGCAGAGCGCGCCGCCGCUCAACGCGCUAAACUGGCCGACGCGCACCAAAACAACCCCUACUACGACUUCCUGUAUGCGCUGCAUGUUUCCCGCCACCAUUACAGGAAAGCGGCCGCCGUGAUGUACGAGCGCGCGGCGCGGUGUGCGGCGGAGCGCGGCGAGGCGGGCGCGGCGCGGCGUGGCUGGCUGGCCGCCGCGCUCACGUGCCUGCGGCUCGCGCGGCCCGAGCACGCCUUCCUGGCCAGGCCCGAGCCCGACGCCGGCCUGCAGGUCAUUGGGCCAGAAGAAUUAGCUGCCGAGUUGCGUGAAGAAGACCCAGAUUCGUUGGAUCCAGUGCAAAAAGCAUUGAUAAAGAACGAAAACAUAGAUUUUGAUAAGUUAUACCCGCGUUUGAAAGAGGCCGAUGCCGAGACAUUGCUGUUGGUGACGAAGAGAAUAGUAAGCACAGGCCAAUUUAUGCCCCACUGGUUUCUUCAGAGGUACAUGGAGGUGGACGGCGCCGGCUGCGUGCGCGCUCUGCUGCACGGCGGGCGCUGCGCGGAGGCGGCGGCGGCGUGCUGCGCAGUGUUGCGGCGGGCGUUGUCUCGGCUGCACGUGCCUACACCCGCCGCCGCGCCGCUGCACCUCGCAGACUUGCUGCUCGCCGAGCUCGCGCACAACACGCACCAUGCGCCGCUCAAACAGGUUUAUGAGGAACUUGAUCUUCUCGUCAAAGAAUACACUCAAGUAGUUAUACGAACUUCAGAAGACAUGAAAACCUUUUGAUUUCUGUAAAAGUGAUAAUAAUAUAGUUGAGCAGUUUUCAUAAAUUAAAUGCUAUUUCGAUG
Messenger RNA from Amyelois transitella, 4093 nucleotides. It is a transcript of the gene Nup160, whose product is annotated as nuclear pore complex protein Nup160 homolog. Gene Ontology annotation, cellular component: nuclear pore. The transcript is spliced from 27 exons. Bases 240 to 4031 code for a protein of 1263 amino acids. Gene Ontology annotation, molecular function: structural constituent of nuclear pore. The record is from RefSeq and is a predicted model, not a curated record. Lineage: Eukaryota; Metazoa; Arthropoda; Insecta; Lepidoptera; Pyralidae.